AGUGACCUUCUGACGUGAGUGCAAAAUGACAAACAUGGAGCUACUGGAGAAAGUGGCAGGAGAAGGGCUGCACGAAUUCGGCGCGCUCAAUACGCUGCUGUUUGUGGUCAUACUGGGCGUGUGUAUCGUGUGUGCGUACUUGAUCAAGGAGUAUCGCUUCUAUUACCUACCCGAAUCGGGGGCUGCUAUGCUCGUGGGGAUGAUCGUCGGUGUUUGUGCACGGCUAUUCUACCCGAGUCGGAAGGAAAUGGAGUUCCUCCGCUUCAAUAAAAUCUUGUUCUACUUUCUGUUGCUGCCACCGAUUAUCUUUGAAGCGGGAUACUCAGUGCAUCGGAAACGAUUCUUUGACAACUUCAAUACUAUUCUGCUGUACGCAGUGCUGGGAACGGUUGUGUCGACAUUUAUUAUCGGCUACUUGACGUACUACGCUGGCAAGUUGGGCUGGAUUGACAUCGACCCGUCUUCACCACUGGAAGCGCUGCUCUUUGGAGCGCUGAUCUCUUCUGUGGAUCCUGUAGCGACCCUCUCCAUUCUGGGAAACCCGGAGCUGAACCUGGAUCCCCUGCUCUACAGUCUCAUAUUCGGUGAAAGCGUGCUGAACGAUGCCGUAGCCAUUGUGCUGUUCAACACCUUCUUGAAGUUUGAGCAGUCCCAGAGUGAAUUUACGACCGGCGCCGCGGCUUCAUUGAUGAUGGAGUUUACGCUCAUUUCGUUGGGCUCCGUGGCGUGUGGUAUCUUCACUGGACUUGCCUGCGCCUUCAUGUGUAAAAAUUCAAACAUCAAGGGGUAUCCGGCGUACGAGAUCACGCUGCUGUUUCUUUACGCCUACGGCUCGUACGCGCUUGCAGAGGUUAUGAAGCUGUCGGGCAUCAUGUCACUGUUCUUCUGUGGCAUUAUCAUGGCACACUACAACUCGUACAAUUUGUCCAAGCCAUCACAAGUGACUGCAGAGCACAUUUUCAAGAGUUUCGCGCUGGUGUCGGAAUUCUUUGUGUUCCUGUACAUGGGCAUGGGUGUAUGCGCUGGCCAGUUUGGGCGUUGGGACUUCACCUUCAUUUUCCUCGCUACCAUCUUUUGCUUGGUGUCACGUCUAUUCAACACGUUCCCGCUCAGUUGGAUCGCCAACCAAGGGUACGCUCACUGUUCAUACGUACUGAGUUCACUAAAGCUCACAUAUUCUUCACUAGGCGCACCACAAAAAUCCCAGCGAAGAUGCAAGUUGUGCUGUGGUUCGCAGGACUUCGUGGAGCCAUUUCGUUUGCGCUGUCGCAGAACAUGCCGGGUCCAAACCAGGAUUUAUACGUCACUACGACACUUUCUGUUUGUAUCUUUACGACAAUUAUCUGCGGUGGAAUGACGGAGCCAUUGCUAGCAUACACGCGCCUGAAGCGCGAUCAGCCACACCCAUCGGAAGAGAACGAAGAAGAAGAUGACGAAGAGCAAGGCUUUCUUGACGAAAUGAUUUCGGAUCACGACGACGACGAGGAUGUCCGCAACCACCCAGUGUUUGCCCGUCGAGAAGAAAAAAGUGCCUUGCACUCGUUUUGGAGCAACGUACGUUUUGGAGUUGUUUGUUUAUUGAUGUGGGCAUAAUCGAUAGUCUGUGGCUUUCUGUAGAUCGAUGAACGCUACAUGAAGCCAGUGUUUGGAGGUUCUAUUCAGCGCCGGGUACGUUUCUCGCUGUAGCAGUAUGUGGUUACUCUAUCGCCAAGCUGAUGUAUGCUGGUACUUCUACUUACUCCCUUUCAUCAGCUCUCUCAGCCUUCUCCGUCCCCAUCAAAAACCAGUGUCCGUGGAAAAGGACUACAAUAGGCAAUUAAUUAUCCGUAAAUGGUAGCAAACAACGAUUACCACCGUUGGGGUUUUGGUUACCUGACUUUAAGCUGUUGGAUCAGCUAGACGAAUCUCCGCCUUUAUUGAGCCACAGUUGAUGGUUGGUUCCCGCUUGCUGCUCUUGGGUCUCGUUGUUCGUGGUCGUUCCUUCUGAUCCAGAUCCUCGCUUUUCUUGCGGUGGUGACAAAGGUGGUGCUUUGAGCCAUCAUUUUCAUGCGAAGAUGCCUGAGCUGAUGACUGUGAUGACGUUGAAGCUCGUGACGAUGCCGAUGCUUGUGAUGAAUUCGAAGCUCUACGUUCGUCUGCCCCGCCGUUGGGGGCUCCUUGAGAGCCCUUGGGCCGACUCCUACCAUCUUUUGAUGCGGCAUCGCUGGCGGUGGAUGCCCGAGAUUGUGGAGAUCUUGUGUCCUCUUUGAUGUCAG
Messenger RNA from Phytophthora nicotianae INRA-310, 2255 nucleotides. Its product is annotated as sodium/hydrogen exchanger 3, variant 8. Gene Ontology annotation, biological process: sodium ion transport; proton transmembrane transport; regulation of pH. Bases 26 to 1357 code for a protein of 443 amino acids. The record is from RefSeq and is a predicted model, not a curated record. NCBI's taxonomy places the organism in Eukaryota, Oomycota, Peronosporomycetes, Peronosporales, Peronosporaceae. The transcript has 13 exons. Gene Ontology annotation, cellular component: membrane. Gene Ontology annotation, molecular function: sodium:proton antiporter activity.